AGUAACGCUGUGAAUUUGACAGUGAUCAAACCAAUCAAACGUCUUCGAGAGUUGAGUUUGGUGCGAUAAUUUUGUUGUUACAAGAUACGAUAUACAAGCUUUCUUCCAAUAAUAAUAUCGGAUAACAUGGGUCGUCGUAAAAAUAGUGAGGAUUCCGGUUCGGAAUCGGGUUCAAGCGGUAGCCGCAGUCGCAGCGGCACUCCACAGGUAGCCCCUACACCAGGACAUUCACUCGAGCAUCAUGAUUCUCGUUCCAACUCGCCAUCAAAUCGCUCGCAAAACAGAAGCCGUUCAAAUUCCGCCGGUUCCCGCUCAAGAACACCGCAAUCAGCCAGAUCUGGUUCAGGCCAGCGUUCUCGCAGUGGUUCCCGUUCAGGAAAAUCUCGUUCACACAGCCCAGCUGGUUCACAACGAUCCCGCUCAGGUACACCAAAAUCUGGCGCUGGCUCACAGCGAUCGCGAUCUGGCUCAAACGCAUCUAGGCGAUCCGGCAGCCCCGCAGGAUCUCAAAGGUCAGCAAGAUCACGUUCACAAUCGCGCGUUUCCGAUGGAAGUGCUAAGUCGCGGUCACGCAGUGGCACCCCAGUAAACCGUUCGCAAAGUGGCAGUCCUGUCAGAUCUAAAACCGGUUCACAUUCCCGGUCACCAUCACCGGCCAAAUCACAAUCGAGUCGCAAAUCUCGCUCUCGGUCACGUAGGUCUGGUUCCCGUUCACCUUCACAUGCUAAGUCCCAUCGUUCUAAAUCUGGCUCAAGAUCUCGGUCAAGAAGUGUAGCUUCCCAAGCGUCGGGCGGACGCAGUCGAUCCGGUUCCACCGGAUCUGAGGCUGUCGAAAAACGAAAACGAACCAUUGUUUCCAGCGACUCAGGUUCGGAUAAUGAAAAGGUUCGUUCAAAAAAGAAGAACAAACUUAUAGAUUCUGAUUCGGACGAGGCCUCCGAUAAGGGUGGACAAGAAAAGACGAAAGACGGCGUAACUGCAGAUGCUCUGUUCGGUGACGCUAGCGACAUAAGUUCCGACGAGGCUUCGGAACGAGAACGCGAUGGUUUGGAUGACUUGGAAGAGGAACAGGCAAAAGCAAGUGACCGAGGACGAUCUCGUAGCAGAAGUAGAUCCCGAUCUAGAUCUAGAUCGCGAUCAAGAAGCCGUGAAAGCGAUCGACGAUCCUCGGAUGGGGAGCGAGGCGAAGGACUCGCUCGUUUCGAAGAACCUAAGGAACCAGAACCGGAACCGGAACCAAUUCCAGAAACUAGAAUCGAUGUUGAAAUCCCUCGGAUAGUCACAGAUGUUGGACGAGAUUUGCAUUUUGUGAAGCUUCCUAAUUUCCUUUCGGUUGAAACGCGUCCAUUCGAUGCGGAAACAUAUGAAGACGAAAUCGAUGAGGAAGAAACUCUUGAUGAGGAAGGUCGUCAGCGUCUGAAGUUAAAGGUGGGUAAUACAAUUCGUUGGCGGAACAAUAUUGACGACGAUGGAACUGCCCUUCGAGAAACGAAUGCUCGGUUGGUUCGCUGGUCUGAUGGAAGUAUGAGUCUUCAUCUAGGUUCAGAAAUUUUCGAUGUUUACAAACAGCCACUACAGGGGGAUCACAACCAUCUCUUCAUCCGGCAAGGUACCGGUCUGCAGGGACAAUCUGUUUUUCGUACCAAGUUAACCUUCAGACCGCAUUCGACGGAAUCGUUUACUCACAAGAAAAUGACGAUGUCGCUUGCUGAUCGAUCUACUAAAACAUCGGGCAUUAAAAUUCUCACCCAGGUUGGAUUUGAUCCGGAUGCAAACCGAAAACAGAAUAUCAAAAAAGAGGAGGAAAAGCUUCGAAUGGCUAUGCGAGCAAAGCCCACGCAAUCUAAACCAAGUGGCCGUAAAAGAGAUGCCGGAGCCAACGCUGGCAAUUCCUAUCAUCACGACGAAGGUUCUGACGAUGAAGGCGGUAUUUCAAUCGCCGCCAUCAAAAACAAAUACAAAGAUGAUCGAUCGAAGCCUAAGCAAGGUGCGGCUAUCUAUUCGUCCGAUGAGGAUGGUUCAGACUUAGACAUGGGUAGAAAGAAGAAAAAUGUCGACAAGAAGAAGGUUCUAAAAGCGCUUGGCGAUUCAGAUGAUAGCGAGGGAGGCUCGGAACAUACGGGUUCUGGUUCAGGAUCUGGAUCGGAACGUGGGUCGGGAUCUGGAUCAGAAGAUGGCUCUGGAAGUGAAAAAAGCGGUUGUAGCAAGCCGGCCGGUGAUGGAGGCGGUGAGGAUACUGAUGAAUAGUUUUCUCGUAUCAAUAUAAUCUAUUCCUAUGCCUAAUGACAUACUAAUAAAACAAUUAUUGGACAAA
Toxorhynchites rutilus septentrionalis is the source of this 2314-nucleotide messenger RNA. RefSeq names its product another transcription unit protein (gene Atu). The record is from RefSeq and is a predicted model, not a curated record. Gene Ontology annotation, molecular function: RNA polymerase II C-terminal domain phosphoserine binding. Gene Ontology annotation, cellular component: nucleus; Cdc73/Paf1 complex. Gene Ontology annotation, biological process: transcription elongation by RNA polymerase II; positive regulation of transcription elongation by RNA polymerase II. The coding region runs from base 127 to 2247 and encodes 706 amino acids. Lineage: Eukaryota; Metazoa; Arthropoda; Insecta; Diptera; Culicidae. The transcript has 3 exons.